Chinchilla lanigera (long-tailed chinchilla) is the source of this 3081-nucleotide messenger RNA. RefSeq names its product solute carrier family 6 (neurotransmitter transporter), member 3 (gene Slc6a3). Bases 41 to 1900 code for a protein of 619 amino acids. The record is from RefSeq and is a predicted model, not a curated record. NCBI's taxonomy places the organism in Eukaryota, Metazoa, Chordata, Mammalia, Rodentia, Chinchillidae. Gene Ontology annotation, molecular function: dopamine:sodium symporter activity; norepinephrine:sodium symporter activity. The transcript is spliced from 14 exons. Gene Ontology annotation, biological process: sodium ion transmembrane transport; dopamine uptake involved in synaptic transmission. Gene Ontology annotation, cellular component: neuronal cell body membrane; plasma membrane; neuron projection.
ACCAACAGGAGGAAGCCCGGAGCGCCCGACCCUGUCAGCCAUGAGUGAGCGCAAGUGUCCUGUGGGGCUGAAGUCCUCCGUGGUGGCCCCGGCCAAGGAGCCCAACGCCAUGGGGCCCCGGGAGGUGGAGCUCGUCCUGGUCAAGGAGCAGAACGGGGUGCAGCUCACCAACUCCACCCUCAUCAGUGCACCCCACAGCCCCGUGGAGGCCCACGAGCGCGAGACCUGGGGCAAGAAGAUUGACUUCCUGCUGUCUGUGAUCGGCUUUGCCGUGGACCUCGCCAACGUCUGGCGGUUUCCCUACUUGUGCUACAAGAACGGCGGGGGAGCCUUCCUGGUACCCUACCUGCUCUUCAUGGUGAUCGCCGGGAUGCCCCUGUUCUACAUGGAGCUGGCCCUGGGGCAGUUCAACAGGGAGGGGGCCGCUGGCGUCUGGAAGAUCUGCCCCAUCCUGAAGGGGGUGGGCUUCACGGUCAUCCUCAUCUCGCUCUACGUGGGCUUCUUCUACAACGUCAUCAUCGCCUGGGCACUGCACUACCUCUUCUCCUCCUUCUCCGUGGAGCUGCCCUGGACCCACUGCAACAACACCUGGAACAGCCCCAACUGCUCCGAUGCCCCCUCAGGCAACGCCAGUGACGGUGCCAGCCUCAACAGCACCUUUGGGACCACACCUGCAGCUGAGUACUUCGAGCGUGGAGUGCUGCACCUGCACCUGAGCCGCGGCAUCGACGACCUGGGCCCGCCACGCUGGCAGCUCACGGCCUGCCUGGUGCUGGUCAUCGUGCUGCUCUACUUCAGCCUGUGGAAGGGCGUGAAGACCUCGGGCAAGGUCGUGUGGAUCACAGCCACCAUGCCCUACGUGGUCCUCACCGCCCUGCUCCUGCGCGGGCUCACCCUCCCGGGGGCCAUCGAUGGCAUCCGGGCCUACCUGAGUGUGGACUUCUACCGGCUCUGCGAGGCCUCAGUGUGGAUUGAUGCUGCCACCCAGGUGUGCUUCUCCCUGGGUGUGGGGUUUGGGGUGCUGAUCGCUUUCUCCAGCUACAACAAGUUCACCAACAACUGCUAUCGAGAUGCGAUCCUCACCACCUCCAUCAACUCCCUGACCAGCUUCUCCUCGGGCUUCGUGGUCUUCUCCUUCCUGGGGUACAUGGCCCAGAAGCACAGCGUGCCCAUCGGGGAAGUGGCCAAGGAUGGCCCGGGGCUGAUCUUCAUCAUCUACCCCGAGGCGAUCGCCACACUCCCGCUGUCCUCGGCCUGGGCGGUGGUCUUCUUCAUCAUGCUGCUCACCCUGGGGCUCGACAGCGCUAUGGGCGGCAUGGAGUCUGUGAUCACGGGCCUCAUCGACGAGUUCCAGCUGCUGCACCGGCACCGGGAGCUCUUCACGCUGUGCAUCGUGCUGGGCACCUUCCUGCUGUCGCUCUUCUGCGUCACCAACGGGGGCAUCUACGUCUUCACACUGCUGGACCACUUUGCAGCCGGCACGUCCAUUCUCUUUGGGGUGCUCAUUGAGGCCAUUGGGGUGGCCUGGUUCUACGGUGUCCGGCAGUUCAGCGAGGACAUCAAGCAGAUGACGGGGCGGCGGCCCAGCCUGUACUGGCGGCUGUGCUGGAAGCUGGUCAGCCCCUGCUUCCUGCUGUUUGUGGUCGUGGUCAGCAUCGUGACCUUCAGGCCGCCCCACUACGGCGCCUACGUCUUCCCCGCCUGGGCCAACGCGCUGGGCUGGGCAGUCGCUGCCUCCUCCAUGGCCAUGGUGCCCAUCUACGCAGCCUACAAGUUCUGCAGCCUCCCGGGCUCCUUCCGAGAGAAACUGGCCCAGGCCAUCACACCUGAGAAGGACCGUGAGCUCGUGAACCGCGGGGAGGUGCGCCAGUUCACGCUGCGCCACUGGCUUCUGGUGUAGUGCAGCAGCAACCUGGCCAGCCGGGCAGGUCCUCGCCAGGGAGAGGCGCUCGGAGAAAGAGGGCUGUGUCCACCCUGGAACCUCGGCUGCACGGACAAACACCCGGGGCAGGCUCGCUGUGUCCCGUGUCUCAUGAGAACCACACCGACCCACGCAGUGAGGCUGACCGGUCGCUGUCGCGCCUGGCCAGCCACCCUGUGGUUCACGUGGCCUGCGUCGCAGGAGGACUUGGCAACUGUACAUACUCUGUACGAGUCCCUGCGCCCACAGGGGCCGCCCGACCACUUGUGUUGCUCAGAUUUAAAAGCCAGGUCCCCUGCUGUGUCUGAGCAGACAGAGACAGAAGGGAAGAGCGAAUCCGUGGUCUUUUUCCUGGCGCCAGGCUGCAAGCAGGGGGUGACCAGAGGGUGCCACUCACCUGUUGCAUAUGUGGGCUCCACCCAGGGCCACGGAGGAUCAGGGCUGGUGCAUGACGGACACUCUACUCCCUCGCAGCUGAGAGACCCAGCUCAGGCUGCGGCCAUUCCUGCCCUCGGAGUGCUGGUCAGCUCACCCGUGGCCCCGCUGUGUACUUGGCCAGAGAGCAUACCCACCCAAGGGCACCUGAGUGCACACAGCCCACAGUCUGCCAGCCUGGGGCUGUGACCCGUGGGGGUCUCAGGCACACGUGACAUCUUGGGACACUUCACCUGCUAGGAACUGGCAUUUUAAAUCCUAUUUAUCUGUGUCAAAACAAAUUCUCAAAAUACAUGUUUGAUUGUUUGCUGAUGUUCUGGGAUUGUUUACAAGAAUAAUUAGCAAUACCCAUGAAGACUGUGGCCGAGAUCUGCCUGCCUCUGCCGUCCUCUCGUAGCACGCUGGCCUCCCCAGGGGACAGCAGGGCCUGGCUCGUGAGGCGGAGCAACCUCCCUGUUCUGCCAGUGUCACAGAGCCAUGCGGCCCUUGCGCUGCCCAGAGAGGUGGCUGCCACGCAGGAAGGGCACUCGACCCACAAGCAGGUGGACGGGGUGGGGAACCCGCCUGCCGCCUGUACGUGGUGAGGUUGUUUGCAGUCUCGGCUCAGAGGAACCAGGUUCGCCGUCUCCUGCCUGAGGAGCAGCUCCGUGUAGAAACCAGGUGUCGUCAGCCUCUGUCUCUGUCUUGUAUUCAGUAUCAUGUGUGAACAAUAAACGAAGUCCGUG